Molecule: messenger RNA, 672 nt
Organism: Sphenostylis stenocarpa
Lineage: Eukaryota; Viridiplantae; Streptophyta; Magnoliopsida; Fabales; Fabaceae
Source: the annotation of a GenBank genome assembly
AUGACGAAGCAACACGCCAAUUGGUCUCCAUACGAUAACAACGGAGGAUCAUGCGUUGCAAUUGCUGGAGCAGAUUACUGUGUUAUCGCUGCAGAUACCAGGAUGUCCACUGGUUACAACAUCCUUACUCGCGAUUACUCCAAAAUCUCCCAAUUAGCGGACAAGUCUGUGAUGGCUUCUUCUGGUUUUCAAGCUGAUGUGAAAGCCUUGCAGAAGGUUUUGUCUGCCAGGCAUUUGAUUUAUCAGCAUCAACACAACAAGCAAAUGAGCUGCCCUGCAAUGGCUCAGCUGCUUUCAAAUACACUUUAUUACAAACGCUUCUUUCCUUAUUAUGCAUUCAAUGUUUUGGGUGGCCUUGACAGUGAAGGAAAAGGAUGUGUCUUCACAUAUGAUGCUGUUGGUUCCUAUGAGAGGGUUGGAUAUAGUUCUCAGGGUUCUGGAUCCACACUUAUUAUGCCAUUUCUUGAUAACCAGCUGAAGUCUCCUAGUCCACUCCUGUUACCUGCCAAGGAUGCUGUUACUCCACUGUCUGAAGCAGAAGCAGUUGAUCUGGUCAAAACUGUUUUUGCAUCUGCAACUGAGAGAGAUAUUUACACCGGAGACAAGGUUGAAAUCGUCAUCCUAAAUGCCAGUGGUAUUCGUCGUGAAUACAUGGACCUAAGGAAAGACUAA